This is a messenger RNA of Hemicordylus capensis (graceful crag lizard), 890 nucleotides long. It is a transcript of the gene PIERCE1, whose product is annotated as piercer of microtubule wall 1. Bases 194 to 625 code for a protein of 143 amino acids. The record is from RefSeq and is a predicted model, not a curated record. The transcript is spliced from 3 exons. NCBI's taxonomy places the organism in Eukaryota, Metazoa, Chordata, Lepidosauria, Squamata, Cordylidae. Gene Ontology annotation, cellular component: axonemal microtubule. Gene Ontology annotation, biological process: axoneme assembly.
GCAACCGGCUGCUUUGUUUCGCCGGGGAAGGAGGAGGAGGGACCGGCCGCCCUUCUCCUUCUCCGCCUCCUCCUCCUGCGGGGCGUCUCUGGCGGCGUCUGGCGGCUGCUGCCCCCCUCCCUCCCCCCUCCAAGGGGGGCUUCUUCCUCCUCCCCCCCUCCAAGGAGAGCCCCCCCGCCCCCCGCCCGCCGCGAUGUCGCAGGGCGACGUCCCUGGCCCGGAGGGCGGCGCAGCCCUUUGCCCGAAGGAGGCCGGCGGCGGCGGCGGCGGCGACGGGCAGAGGACCAGCGACUUCUACCGGGUGGAGGAGAAGCUGCCCGCCCGGUUCAACCACCCAGGGUGGUUUCGGGGCUACAGGCCGAAGGAGCGCAACCCUCUGUUCAGGACAAGCAACAUGGACUACGGCGCGAAGCCACCCACAGUCCACGAGAUGCCGACGAGCUACCACAGCACGCCGCACACCUUCUCGGAUCAUUACGUCAAGUUCGGCAUGUACAGGAACAGCGGGAUCAACUCCGCCAUGGACAAGAGCACCGUGACCGGCCCAGACAACUUCAUCACUUUCUUUGACACGUUCAACUUCCACCCCAGUUACCGGAUUGGCGGCCCGUCCUUCUGCGAGUAGCUGCGGGCAGGCGCCUCCUCCCCGAGCCUUUUCCUGCCCUGGCACCCACCAAGACACAACUCCGACAUUUCCUGCCUCAAAACUCCCGGAGAUGUACUUGCCGGGGUGGGGGCCCUGUUGGCUGCAAUGCACACUCAAUGCUCUCAGUUCCCUCUGCAGCAAUUCUGGAAGGCGUCUGGAUUGCGCCUGGGAAAGAUCCCGACUGGGCUUGCCUACGCUUCUGUAGCAAGAGCAUGACCUGCCAUUAAAGCAUUGCGGAUCAGCA